Molecule: messenger RNA, 1053 nt
Organism: Leptonychotes weddellii (Weddell seal)
Lineage: Eukaryota; Metazoa; Chordata; Mammalia; Carnivora; Phocidae
Source: RefSeq, a predicted model, not a curated record
GUUCGAAACUAUAAGAGGCUUACCCCCAUUUCCGUGCUGGAUCAUGCAUUAGAAUCAUUAGACAACCUUCGGCCUGGGGACUGCAUUGUCUGUUUUAGCAAGAAUGAUAUUUAUUCUGUGAGUCGACAGAUUGAAAUUCGGGGAUUGGAAUCAGCUGUUAUAUAUGGCAGUCUCCCACCUGGGACCAAACUUGCUCAAGCAAAAAAGUUUAAUGAUCCUGAUGAUCCAUGCAAAAUCCUGGUUGCUACAGAUGCAAUUGGCAUGGGACUUAAUUUGAGCAUAAGAAGAAUUAUUUUUUACUCCCUUAUAAAGCCCACUGUCAAUGAAAAGGGAGAGAAAGAAAUAGAACCAAUUACCACCUCUCAGGCUUUGCAGAUUGCUGGCAGAGCUGGUAGGUUCAGUUCAAAAUAUAAAGAAGGAGAAGUGACAACAAUGAAUCGAGAAGACCUCAGUUUAUUAAAGGAAAUUUUGAAUAGGCAUGUGGAGCCUAUAAAGGUACGGUGUAACAUAUUAAUUACUUCUCUGUGGAGGACAGUCAUUCCUUUCUUCACCUAUCUUCUAGACUCUAAUAUAAGCAAAAGAAAGUUUUGUGCCAUGAAAAUCAUGUUAAGGAAGCCCGACUUUACUGCUUUGGGGUGGUAUAGGGACCCCUUCAUCAGAGAAUGGUGUGCAAGUGAAAGAUCCAGAUGGAACAAGUUUAAUGAACCUGAUUUUCCUUUAGUUCUUCCUAUAGCCUAGUGAUGGGUGGGGUGGGGGUAUAGUUGCUUUAGGUGGACACACAGCUAUGUCAGCAGACCGAAAAAUUAUAAGAAGCUUGAAUGUAGAAGAAACCCUUGAGUGUGGGGCAAAAACAGUACUAAGCAAUACAACUUUGAGCCAGUAAGGGCAAGAUUCAGUUUUGUGCAGUUAAUGAGGCAGCAGCAUAUGUAUUUUAAACAAACUGUUACAAUUUAAGUUGCUUGGAAAAUUCACUUACAAAUUAACGUGGCUCUUCGCAUUUUUCAGUGGCUCUGCUGAAGGGGCAUAGAAAUGAGAUGAUGCAAGGAAACAUUC